CACUCGCAAGUCGCAUCGCAGCCAGCUUCAUGCGGGGGCGAUGGCUUCGCGGCCGCUCGCUCUUGCUCCUGCUCCGGCGAGCCUUCCUCCUGGCAGCCGUCUCCGCCGCCGCCCUGUUCCUCCUCCACCACCAGGCGCCUACACCCUUCAAACCCCCCUCUCCGUCCCUCCCCUUGGCCAUCUCGGAAGAGCUCUCCGUUGAGCCGCCUCCCCUCUCCGCCUUCUCGGAAGAACCCUCCUUUGACCCGCCUCCCGUAUCCGCCUUCGAUGUUGAAGCGCCUCGCGAGACCGUGGGAUCGGGGAAACCGGCGGCCGGAGAGGCCGGCAGGGCUACGUGCGCGACGGUGGAGAGGAUGGGGGAGGUUGCCGCCGGCGGGGCGUCCACGGAGGCCGCCAGCCUCCGGGUUCGCGAGCUCAUCCGGCGCCACUUCCUGCUCCACGGAGCUGCGAGAGUCAGAUCGCUGCCUGCGCUUGAAUUCUGCAGACAAGGCUUUGUGUUGGGGAAAGCAUCUGAAGCUGGGUUUGGCAAUGAGAUGUACAAGAUACUAACAGCAGCGGCUCUGAGUGUUAUGUUGAACCGGUCCCUGAUCAUUGGGCAAACCAGGGGAUUAUAUCCUUUUGGACAGUACAUUUCUUAUACCGACCACUCAUUUACUAUUGGAGAAAUCAAGCAUUUAUGGAGGAAAAACCGAUGUGCCCAAACAUAUGGUAGAGAUCUGAAUGUCAGGGUUGAUAAUUUUGAAAAUCCAUCAGAGACGAAUGUCCUUUGUAGUGACUGGAAUAGCUGGAAAGAUCCAAUCAUCUGGUUUGAUGGCACAACUGAUGCAGUUGGGGUACAGUUCUUUCUGAAAAAUAUUCAUCCCAAAAUCAAAACUGCCGCGUCAACACUUUUUGGAUCCCUGGGCUCGUUACAUGCCCGCCCUAAUACAUUUGGGGAACUUAUGCGAGUAAUCAUAUCUCCCUCCCAGACAGUGGAGAAAGCAGUUAAGUGGGCAUUGAACGGUUCAAGUCCAGAUAUUGUCCUGCACAUGCGGAUGAUGGCCAAUAGGCCAAUACGAGCAAAAACUGCUGCAGUUAGUUGCAUUCACAGAGCUAUACAGAUUUCUCGUUUGAAAAGGACACCUCGGGUGGCAUUGAUCUCAGACACUCCAUCAUUUGUUAAGGAGAUAAAGCAAGACAUCAGUGAUUUUGCAGAGGUAACUUAUUUUGAUUACAAACUGUUUGCCAGGCGUAUUGAUGUAGAGAUGAAUGGUAACGAUAAGCCCUUGGGAUUUCGUUCAAAAGACUGGGGAUCAGCUCCGAGGUGGGCAGCCUUUGUUGAUUUCUUUCUGGCUUCAAGUGCCAGGUACGCAGUUGUCACUGGGGCACAUCGACGUGUGGGAACAACCUAUGUGCAGCUCGUUGCGGCAUUAGCUGCAGCUAAUAGACAUGGUCACGAGCCCUCAGGAGCAAACUUCACGUUCUUAAGCAGCAUCCACAGCAAUCUAUUGGUGGAUGGGCUGUCCACACAGGUUGGCUGGGGCCAUGUCUGGAACAGAUACGCCGGGCCCUUGAGCUGCCCACACCAGCUGCACCAAUGCGCCUUAACCCCGCUCCUCCCGCACGCUUGGUGGGACGGCCAGUGGCAAAGCCCCAUUCCAAGGGAUGUCAGGAGAUUACUGGACUAUGGCGUGCAGUUAUCGAACACGGGGGAGGUGGACGACGAGCGGCUCGUGUCACACUGUAGGUCAAGGAAAGAUCAUGUGAAAAGGUACCAUGUUCUCCCGCCCUACAAGAGUCCAACAAGACAGUAGGAUGCGCCUUAUUAGUUCGUGUUUUUUUGGACAGCUUGGUUUCAAGGAGAAGGAAAUAUAUAAACCAGAACCGCCUAUCUUUGAUUCUGAGAGAACUCAGUUUUGCGCUAGGCCCUUGCACAAAGAGCUAAUGUAGGUUAGAACGGUCAGGAUUCUUAUAUAGCCAUUGUGCUAUUGCUGUGCCCAUCUAAUGCUUUCAA
Lolium perenne is the source of this 1993-nucleotide messenger RNA. RefSeq lists its product as uncharacterized. The record is from RefSeq and is a predicted model, not a curated record. Lineage: Eukaryota; Viridiplantae; Streptophyta; Magnoliopsida; Poales; Poaceae.